Messenger RNA from Papaver somniferum (opium poppy), 1033 nucleotides. RefSeq names its product bet1-like SNARE 1-1. NCBI's taxonomy places the organism in Eukaryota, Viridiplantae, Streptophyta, Magnoliopsida, Ranunculales, Papaveraceae. The transcript is spliced from 6 exons. Bases 337 to 717 code for a protein of 126 amino acids. The record is from RefSeq and is a predicted model, not a curated record.
UCAAAAACCAGCGAAGUACAGUAAAGGGCUCAUAGAUUGGCAACCCAAGUGAUCAUCAUAAUAUCAUACCAGUUCUAAAUGCACAAACAUCAGAUCUUCGAAAUUAAUUAGAAUUCCAAUUCAAAUCACUCUCAAACCCCUCAUACUUUAAUAAUGGAUCUCUUCGUAGAUACAACUUGAAAUACUUCACCUCAUUCUUGAAUCCAACAAAACUACCGGAACUUGGAACAGAAGGAGGAGAGUAUUACCGAAACCCUAAUUCUUGUCCAGAGAAAAGAAAUACAUCAGUUUUCUUUUGAAGGCAACUGCCACUGCUGUUGGGAUUCUUCUUACAUUAUGUCGUCAACAAUCAUGAAAAGGGACUAUAGGAACAAUAGAUCAGCUCUUUUUGACGGAAUAGAAGAGGGAGGAAUCAGGGCUGCUCCAUCAUACUCCCAUGAAAUUGAUGAGCAGGAAAAUGAUAGAGCUAUGGAUGGACUGCAAGAUAGAGUCCUUUUGUUGAAGAGAUUGACAGGUGAUAUACACGAGGAGGUUGAGAGUCAUAAUCGUGUUCUUGACCGAAUGGGAAAUGAAAUGGAUUCAUCAAGGGGAAUUCUGUCAGGAACUAUGGACCGGUUUAAGAUGGUUUUUGAAACCAAGUCAAGCCGAAGAAUGUUUACACUCGUGGCAUCAUUCGUUGUUAUCUUUCUUAUAGUAUACUAUCUGACCAAGCGGUGAAAUGCAUCUAAUGGAUUACUUGGGUAAUUUGCUAGGUUCGCAACAACUGCCAAGGCCUUUUCCUACCUUGAUACUGUUGGUGUUUUUCCUUGCAUACUAUAUACUGGUGAACCCAUCUGUAUGAUAAAUGUGUCUCUUAAUUUCCUUAAUGCCUCCCAUUAAUGUUUCAUAUUUCCUCCUUCAUGCUUGGGGAGUAAACAAACAAAAGAUAGCUGUGGCAAGAGCUUUUCUAACUGCAAGGAUGUUCAACAUAACUUUGUUACUUCCUAGUCGAAGCGCAUCUUUGUUUUAUAAAGAAGUCAACAUCCUGCAGUCA